UGAAAUUUGGCCGAAGCCGAUGACUUUGUCAUGGAUCGCAGAUCCGUCAUGAGCAGGGCUAAGGCGAAGGUGGCCGCUGAACAGGCCGCUAAAGAUGUUGCGAAGCUGGCCGCAGAGAUCGGAGCGCAGCCAACCUCUGGGCAGCCGUCGAAGCCGCCCACCCAGCCGAAGAAAAAACGGCAGGCUGACGAUGGCCAAAAGAAGCUGACUGAGGCCGGCAUGCAGCAUGCCAAGAAAUCAAAGAGGGCUUCUCCCUUAGCCGAUGCUGACGUCGGGGCUGUGACCAUGCCGGACGGAGACGUUGGGGGCUCCAAUGCUGUCACCGUAGUGGACCUAGUAUCUGCUCCUUCAUCCACUGUUGUCUUCCAGCCUCCCCCUACCGUCCAGGACUCCCGGAAGAAGAGGGCCGGGAAGGAGUUGGUCACGAGGACCUACAAGCUGGAGGUUGAGUACCCCGUGAAGGGAGGAGUCUUCAACGAGGUUGUUGACGGCCACGACGUGAUCUCGCAAGUCGUCCCAGUCAAGGACCGGGCCUACCUUGAUAAGCUUGGCAACGUCAGAAUCUAUGACGGUGGAAUGGACCUCGUCGUCCAAGGUACCUUCAUGCUGAUGGAAAGCCACAAGAGGCAGCAGCAAGAGAUUGCUCGGCUGAAAAAAGUUGAGCAGAAGGCUGCCUCGCCCGAGGAAGCCAUGAGCUGUCUAGAUCGGCUGCGGAGCGAGGUAGAGGACCUGAAGAAGAGGGCUGAUGAGGCCGAUGCAGCCUACCGCCAAGUGGCUGCUGACAGGGAUGAUGUCCUGACCAAGCUCGCCAGUGAGAAGGAGGCCCGUGAGGCUGAUCGUCUUCGUGCUGAUGAGGUUGAGAGAGCCAAAGCUGAGGCCGAGAAGGCCGCCGAUGC
This is a messenger RNA of Cuscuta europaea, 896 nucleotides long. The record is from the annotation of a GenBank genome assembly. Lineage: Eukaryota; Viridiplantae; Streptophyta; Magnoliopsida; Solanales; Convolvulaceae.